Molecule: messenger RNA, 276 nt
Organism: Adineta steineri
Lineage: Eukaryota; Metazoa; Rotifera; Eurotatoria; Adinetida; Adinetidae
Source: the annotation of a GenBank genome assembly
AUGAAAUAUCUAUUAUUUUCCAGCAUAUUUAUUGUAUUUCUUCUUACAAUCAAUCUUUCAUUAUCAAUCGAUUUAUCUCAACAAGAAUUUGUCAAUGAUGAUUUAUUAACAAUUUUAGCUAAAGAUGAUAUUGAACAAUAUCAUCCAAAAUGGCGUCGUCAAUCGAAAUCAGUUUCUUCACGAUCAGAUAAAAUGAAAAAAGACAAAGGACGAUCACGUACUCUUACAUACGACUUUUUACUUCAUAAAUGGUUUUUACGUAAAGUGCCAGAAUAA